CAAGCACCAACAAUAUCGGAGGGAAAACUCCCUUUGACUGAGUAGAAAAAUGUGAGGGUGAGAGAACGAUCUCCCGCGGAAUUUGGUGGGCUGUAUUUAUCUUGCUUCACGUUUUAUUUCGCCCUUAUCCCAAAAACUAUGCCUCAGUCGCUCGGUCGGGCUGGUCGAUCGUGACAGACAGCGGCAUAGAGCAUAGAAGGGAAAAAAAACGAGAGCAAACUUUUCUAUCGCGAGAGACAGCAUAAACCGUGAGCGCCCGAGUCCGCGCUGAGUGGGAGAUGGCACAUAGCGUUACAAGAAACAAACACAUUUCAUCAAAUUUCGUUCAAUUGUUCCCGUCGUUUGGGGCGAUAGUGCGUCGAUCGACUGUAGCGCGCGCGUGUGUCCGCCAUCAAGCUUCCGAGUGCUAACUCCGUGGAUUUAUUCGCGAUUUUAGUGUGGAACAGUGGACGAAGAAAAGGGUUUAAAAUCGGUUUCCUUCGAAAUAUAGGGUGAAAAUGAUUAAAAGUGGAAAAGUUUUACUUAAAGUGAAAAAUAUUAGGUGAACAAUUUAAAUGCUAAAUAAAUCAAACAUUGGAAAACAAUCAUGAAAAGAUUAAAGAGAUAAUAAAAUAAACCAAAACUCAAUAAAACAGUGACAAAACGGUGAAAAAGAAAACGAGAAAAGAAAACAAAAGAAGUUUUUCCAGUGAGUGAAUAGUGUAUCAUACUACUUAAUCCACUAAAACAGCCGAGCCUAAGAAUGACCAAUGAACAGUGAUAGUGAGCAACAAAGUGAGAAAUAAAAAUAAAUACUUAAUUAGUGAACAUAAAACGUUGGUUGAAGCAGUGAUAGAUUAAGUAACACCCGCAGCACAAAAUGGCCGGCGAAUGGGACAUCAAUGAUGCGCACAUCCCAUUCAUCCAGGAGCUGGCGUACGAAAAGUUUAACGAAUGGGCCGACGGACACGUUCGGCACGUCUACCAUCCGACGGAUGAUCACGCCCGGAAGCACAUCUCUGGAUGGGCGAUGCGUAAUACCAACAAUCACAACGUUAGCAUUCUGAAGAAAAGUUGCCUGGGAGUGCUUAUCUGUACCGCGCGUUGUAAGCUACCGAACGGGGGACAGAUUAAUCUGCGACCUGCCAUCUGUGAUAAAGCAAGGCGGAAACAGCAAGGACGAGCGUGUCCCAAUCGCCACUGUAAGGCGGGUCGGUUGGAGGUGUUACCGUGUCGGGGACACUGUGGAUAUCCUGUCACUCACUACUGGCGCCACACGGAGAAAGCGAUCUUCUUCCAGGCGAAAGGGAGUCAUGACCAUCCGAAGCCAGAAUCGAAGACGUCCGGUGAGACAAGGAAGCUGAUCGGUGCGACGGGAAGUGGUGCGAAGGGUUCGGCGGCCAGGAGUAAAAAGUUGUCGGUGCUUCUGCUGAGAGAUGCGGCGCUAGGAAAUAAGCUGAUGUCACUUAAAACAUCCAGUAAGGCUCAUGGUACUUCAGGACCAGAAAUUCUUCAACCUCCACCACUGAUUCCUGAUCCCAGUUAUGAAGACUCAUCAAAGUGCUCAACAUGCACCCGCACUCCUUGUGUCUGUAGAACAAAGCUGGGAGUCAACUCUCUGCCCUCGUCCCUCUCGAGGACUUCCGAAGGAACGGGGAUGUUUUUCGAUCCAUCCCACCAUCAAACGACCCUCCAGAAUCAUCACCAUUCCGGUGGGACUUGGCAAUCAUACGAGCCCGACAUGGAGUCCUUUGCACCGUCCUCCGCGUACGACCCAACGGGACCUGGCAAUGGUUCAUCCUGCAACUCCAGCCUAAUGAACGAGUGCUUCCAUCCGGAGGAAAUCUUCCAGCUUGACCAACCGCUUCGACAGCAACAGCAGCCUCAACACCAAAACAGUACCGGAAGUACACCUGCUAUAGUCAAUCAACUGCCUACAACGACUCCGACCACUCUACUUGAUCUCGGCAGUGGGGCUAUCUACAAGAAGUGUAACCAAAUAAGUCCCGAGUACAUAUUUGGAGCGAAUCCUGUCGCAAAUAAUGGGGCUGACUCAUUAACCGGGAGUUAUCAUGCUUCAAAUCAAGCCUGCUCUUACGGAACUCCCACGAAUGACGCAUCGGUCGCUGCAGACCAUCACCUUUCGCUUCAUAACAGCAAGUACUUCGCUUCGAACGAUGCUGUCUACAGUAAUCAUUCCCACGAUGAUAGCUCUUCCAAGGAUUUGUUAAGAUACAUCAAAAAAGAGAUUGGAUCCACCGCAACAGGGAAGACUGCGCUAGGAGACUCCUCCCUAGCGGUGUCACGAUCACGACCGUACGACUGUGAUCAAAACCAAUACAAAAAAGCGCCCUACACCUUCCGAGGGACAUCCACCGUUGGCACCUACUUUAGCAACAGCGUUAACAACAAUAGCAGCAGUAUCAUGAACAACAAUAGCAUAACCUCGGUGAUAUCGCCCCACAAGCAGGCUAAUUAUGACCAUCUUGCCAGCGAAGCAUCAGUCAAUUACGAUUAUCACCCAGCGGAUCAUCAUACCACCUCGCCCAGUAGUCAUGCGAACUCCAACUUCUCCGAACAGCAGUCGUACAGCACGAGUAGUUGCAGCUAUAUGAGUAGCGCGAUGGCCGCCGGAGGACAACACAGCCAGGAGGUAGUACACUAUUCCUAUGCUGCCGGCGAUAAUUAUCGUUUCGGGAGCAAUUACGUGAAGGGAUCGUCCCUAGCGCCCAUUCACGGUGGGGUUGGUGGUGGUGGUGGUGCAUCGUUUCAAGCGGCUGCAGUGCAGCAAAUGCAUCCCGAGCUUCCACUAGCGGCGUAUGAGUUUUACUAGAGCUAGAGUGGGGUGGGGAAUCCCGAUCACGUUGUUGGAGAAUAAAUAACUGUAAAUAUGUCCUUAAUA
Anopheles stephensi (Asian malaria mosquito) is the source of this 2881-nucleotide messenger RNA. RefSeq names its product transcription factor glial cells missing 2-like. The record is from RefSeq and is a predicted model, not a curated record. Lineage: Eukaryota; Metazoa; Arthropoda; Insecta; Diptera; Culicidae. Gene Ontology annotation, molecular function: DNA-binding transcription activator activity, RNA polymerase II-specific; RNA polymerase II cis-regulatory region sequence-specific DNA binding. Gene Ontology annotation, biological process: regulation of transcription by RNA polymerase II; gliogenesis. The coding region runs from base 860 to 2812 and encodes 650 amino acids. Gene Ontology annotation, cellular component: nucleus. The transcript is spliced from 4 exons.